This is a messenger RNA of Didymodactylos carnosus, 1656 nucleotides long. The record is from the annotation of a GenBank genome assembly. NCBI's taxonomy places the organism in Eukaryota, Metazoa, Rotifera, Eurotatoria, Philodinida, Philodinidae.
AUGACUACAUAUCAACGUCAACGUCAACCUUUUGCAGCUUAUGGAAGACGCGGUCUACCAAAAACAACGGCACAAGAUCACGAUAUGACUAGGAAUCAACGAUUAGACAAUGAAUACAAUAAUAAUCAAUCUAUGUCAAAUAAACCAACGUCAAUUUUAAAGAAAACCCCUAGUAAAAAACAACCACCACAACAAUAUCAAAAUGGAUGGCAACCUACCAGUUAUAGGUCAAAUCAGGACACAACCCAUAUUGAUUUUAUUCCAUCCAGACCUCUCUAUUCACCUGUUUCAACACCACCCCGUCUACGAGCUUUAAUUACGCCUCCAGGUAUUGAACCGUAUCGUAAUCGAUAUAAUUUACGUUUAUUUACAAGUCCGUUACCAUCGUUAGACGAUUGGCAACCACCAUUAUCUCUUGACACAUGGGGCAUUGAUCCCGUUGAUUAUCGUUUUAAUAAUCCCAAUCUAUAUCGACUUCAACCAUCGCCACUAUCACAUUAUGGACUACCUGGUUCUAAACAGAAAAAGUCUUAUAUUGUUGUACCACGAUUACAAAAUGUCUCAUCAGCAACAAUGUCGCGUCAAAACAGUUCGAAGUUUAAACCAGAUCCUCGUUAUCCAUACUUGGAAACAACGGCGUCGGCAAAAUCGACAAGACUUUUAAGGGAACCAUCCGAUUACGUUUAUCUUCGAAGUAAUGAAGCAUUUGCCAAUCGCUAUAUCGAUGAUUUUAUUGGAAAAUGUAUUGAAGAUGAAUAUAUUCCAGACAUAUUAAUUGAAUUAAUUGCAGAAUUAGAAAAAGAUAAUAAAAACAUAAAACCUGAAGAAAAAUCCUUUAAACAAGAUAUCGAUCAAUAUUAUGCACAACUAAAUAAUAAUUAUUCAGACGAUACUGGACGUUUGUUUUCUGAUCAAUGGAUUAAAGAGCUUGAGUAUCGACGUCCGAUAAUAACAACGACAACAUCAAAUAUCAAUUCAAAUUUAUCGUUAUUUAAUAAUAUUGAUUUAAAAGAAGUUCAUCAACAACAAUCAAUAACAACAACAUUCGAUUAUCAAAGAAUGCCAAAAUUUUCACAAUUACCACCAAAUACUCAAGAAAAAAUAUUGACAGAUAUUAAUCAAGAUAUUAUUGAUUUUGAAAUUGAAAAUAUGAUUACAGAAAUUACUGGACAAACAUUGGGAUCACAGUUGCAAAAUGUUCCAAUGGUGGGUGAAAUGCAACGUCAAUUAUAUCAUGAAAUUGAAAAUGAAGUUAUUCGAGAAACAUUACGUGAUUUAUCCUAUGAAACACUUCAUUCUUAUCAUACACAAAUUGAUCAAGUACAAUUAUCAGCUGUAUCAAAACAUGCUGAAAAUAAACUAUUAGAUACAUUGUGUUUGGACGAUUUAAUUCGAAGAUAUAUUAAACAAAAUGGAUCGGUAGCCGAUGUCGAUGAUUUAUCUCGAUUACUUGACAGCUCUGUGUUAAGUGUGUUAAUUUAUCAAUAUCAGGAUAUACGUGAAACACGUGCAAGAACAUUGGAUAAUUAUGCAUUUCGAAAAUUUCAUUUGAAUGCAUUUAUGAAUAUUGCAAUGGAUCUACUACUCACAGAAUUAAGUGCUAGUCUUAUUGAAGAUAUGAAAGAUGUCGACGAAGUUGAAAGACGAAAUUUUUAA